AUGUCGUCAGUCAAAGUAGCGGUACGCGUGCGACCUUUUAACCAACGCGAGAUUGGCAACGAGUCAAAGUGUAUCAUUGGAGUCACUGCGAACACAACGAGUUAGUUUAAUAACCUUAGCAAAAGUAACUUUUUUUAGCGUUAAGAAACCAAGAGAAAGCAAACUAUACUUGCAACAUGACGUCAGAUUGCUUUGAUAAAGUGCUAAUUGUGUGGUGCAUGACGUCUGCGCCGCACGUCAUGUUUGGAAAUGCAUUCGGACAAGCCAGAAAAAAACAAGGAAAAAACAGCCAUUAUUGGCGCUGAACCCCCAAGCGUGGUGUAAUUAAAAAAAAGUCUGCUGAUAAUUGAAUAGCACAACGUUCGUUUGUCUCCAAAUGCAAACAUUUGAACGCAGAUGGGAACUACUUUUCCUUUCCCAACUUUUUCUUCUUGAAACAAACUAACAAUAAUUGCAGCCAUCAACGGACGAGAUCUUGGCAAGGAAACACACAGCUUCAAUUUUGACCACUCGUACUGGUCCUUUUCCAAGAAUGACUCCCACUUUACCACACAAAAACAGGUCAGUCUGUGUGUGUUCAUCAAAUUUUUCCUCGAAAUCAGUCCUCGUGUCCGGUCGCCUUAG
Molecule: messenger RNA, 624 nt
Organism: Caenorhabditis auriculariae
Lineage: Eukaryota; Metazoa; Nematoda; Chromadorea; Rhabditida; Rhabditidae
Source: the annotation of a GenBank genome assembly